AUGGGUGACGUCGCUGUCGAAAACCCAGCAAACCAAGUGGCACCUCACAAGAGGACCGCACACUCAGCCAUUCCCACCAUUGAUAACUUCGAGGGUGUAUCAACCGAUGGAGGAGACGACUAUGCGAACCUCAAGAAGCUCCAGAGGCAACUAGAGUACAUCCAGCUGCAAGAAGAGUACAUCAAGGAUGAGCAAAGGAGUUUGAAGCGUGAGCUUGUACGAGCUCAAGAAGAGAUCAAGCGGAUUCAGAGCGUGCCAUUAGUUAUAGGACAGUUUAUGGAGGCUAUUGACCAAAAUACUGGAAUUGUGCAGUCUAGCACCGGAUCCAACUAUGUCGUCAGAAUCCUCUCUACCCUCGACCGGGAGAAGCUCAAGGCUUCCUCCUCAGUUGCCCUCCAUCGACACUCCAACGCCCUUGUCGAUAUUCUCCCCCCUGAGGCCGACUCCUCCAUUGCUAUGCUUGGUGCCGACGAGAAGCCCGAUGUGACAUACGCCGAUGUCGGUGGUCUGGACAUGCAGAAGCAGGAGAUUCGCGAAGCUGUCGAGCUCCCCUUGACACACUUCGACCUCUACAAGCAGAUCGGUAUCGACCCCCCUCGAGGUGUUCUGCUCUACGGCCCUCCUGGUACCGGCAAGACCAUGUUGGUCAAGGCCGUUGCCAACUCGACCACCGCCAACUUCAUCCGUGUUGUCGGUUCUGAGUUCGUUCAGAAGUAUCUCGGUGAGGGUCCCCGAAUGGUCCGUGAUGUCUUCCGCAUGGCUCGCGAGAACUCUCCCGCCAUUAUCUUCAUCGAUGAAAUCGACGCCAUUGCCACCAAGCGAUUCGACGCCCAGACCGGUGCCGAUCGAGAAGUCCAGCGUAUUCUCCUCGAACUUCUCAACCAGAUGGACGGUUUCGAUCAGACCGCUAACGUCAAGGUCAUCAUGGCCACCAACCGAGCCGAUACUCUUGAUCCUGCUCUUCUCCGACCUGGACGUCUCGACCGAAAGAUCGAAUUCCCCUCUCUGCGAGAUCGCCGUGAACGACGCCUCAUCUUCUCGACCAUCGCCGGCAAGAUGAGUCUGGCUCCCGAGGUCGAUCUCGACUCCCUUAUUGUCCGAAACGACCCUCUUUCUGGUGCUGUCAUCGCUGCGAUCAUGCAGGAGGCCGGCCUCCGUGCUGUCCGUAAAAACCGUUACAACAUCAUUCAGAGUGAUCUUGAGGACGCCUACUCAAGCCAGGUCAAGGGUACCGGCGAAGAGAACAAGUUCGAUUUCUACAAAUAG
Messenger RNA from Fusarium musae, 1266 nucleotides. RefSeq lists its product as uncharacterized. The record is from RefSeq and is a predicted model, not a curated record. The transcript has 4 exons. Gene Ontology annotation, biological process: proteasome-mediated ubiquitin-dependent protein catabolic process. Gene Ontology annotation, cellular component: proteasome regulatory particle, base subcomplex. Lineage: Eukaryota; Fungi; Ascomycota; Sordariomycetes; Hypocreales; Nectriaceae. The coding region runs from base 1 to 1266 and encodes 421 amino acids. Gene Ontology annotation, molecular function: proteasome-activating activity; ATP binding; ATP hydrolysis activity.